Molecule: messenger RNA, 892 nt
Organism: Toxotes jaculatrix (banded archerfish)
Lineage: Eukaryota; Metazoa; Chordata; Actinopteri; Toxotidae
Exons: 9
Coding region: 1-729 (242 amino acids)
Source: RefSeq, a predicted model, not a curated record
AUGAUCAAAUUGUUAAGUGUUGCCAUUGUGGCAGGAUUGGUGUUUGAAAGUAACCAGGUGACCCUCAAUGUCUCUAACUCAUUGGAACCAACUGACAAAAACAGAAUGCUUCUUCCUCUUCCCUUCCUUCCAGUAAAGCCAGGAUGGCCCUGCUACUUUCCCACUCACAUUCAAUGCUGGACUGACUGGUUUGACAGAGAUGACCCUACUGGAACAGGAGACUGGGAAACCCUCUACAAUCUUCGCAAAGAGAACCCAGGAAAGAUCUGCUCUAAACCACUAGAUAUUGAGGCCAGAACUCUAUCUGGGCUCACUGUGGCUGCAGCAGGGGAUGUGAUUUAUAAAAGUGACACAACUUUAGGAUUCGUCUGCAGAAACCAGGACCAAUCCAAGAAGAUGUGUAACGAUUAUCGUGUUCGUUUCAGCUGCCAUCCCCCUUUCUGUGGUGGAGGAGUGUGCUGGACCAAGUGGUAUGACCGGGAUGAUCCCAGUGGAACGGGGGACUGGGAGCUUUUGAGUAACCUGAAGGCAGAAAACCCAGGAGAAAUUUGUGACUAUCCCCUGUAUAUUGAGGCUGUUACCACUGACACAAUGACCCCAGCCAUCUACACAGGGGAGACCUUCUUUGCCUACAAUCCAACUCAGGGAUUUGUUUGCCGCAAAGUGGACCAGACAUCUGGCAAUUGCCGUGACUACAAAGUUCGGUUUGGAUGCCCAUGCAGUUAUUAAGCUUUGACUCCACACCAACACUGACGGUGAUGGGAAGAGAAGACCUUCCAAUUCUCAUUACUUUAACUAUUGUCUGCUCUUUCUUUUCUUCUGUAGAAUUUUGAUGAAAGAAAUAUGUACAAAUAGUGUGCAUAUGUGCAUUUUUUCACUGUAGAAAUUUUGA